AUGAGAGGAGAGCCGGCUGGCCGCGGAAGGUACUCCAGCCUCCCGGCCCUGGCCAUCAAAACACUGCAGCAGGAGUUGGAAAACGUGGAAACAGUCGGCAGCUGGCUCGAAGAGGUCUUUGCAGCCAAGCUCGAAAGUUUACAGGCCCCGGAGGACGCCGCGCUUAGGAGAAUUGUUCUUGAACUUGACGACGUGAUCAGCGGCUGGUUCCUCAGUCGCACCCUCCCUGAAAAAGAGCGUUCGCGCUCCCCGUCGCGUUCGCCGACCAGUUCCAGCGAAAGGCGCAGCAUUUUAAUUACGAGGACGGGCACGGCGUCGUCGGCCUCUAAAGGCAGAGGCACGCCCACUAACAAAUCGGUCACAUGGGCCGAGCGAGCCGCCACGCCACCAGCGGCGGCCCCAACGCGAAUCUUAACCCCGGCCACGCGCUCGUACCCGAUACGUACGACGCCCGGCAAUGCACCUGACAGCUCCGCAACUCCCUCCCAAUCGGGCCGGGACCGCUCCCAAGCCCCGAAACGUUUGACAGAACAGCCGUCCAACCGCAUCCUGAUCCGCGUAAAUGACAAAUUGCGGAUGGUGACGAGGGAGCCAUACGCGGUAACGACCAAACUGGCCGAAUUGGUCUCGGUGCCACACAGUGAAAUCCCAAACGCCAAGCGUACCCCCACGGGCUGGGGUGUUACGGUGGCCUCUGAGGAAACACGGCAAAAACUCCUCAACCCCAGCGCGGUCAAGGCCAUUAUGGACGCAUUGGACGCGCGGGAAGUCACUGUCCCGACAACCUGGCACACAUACGCCGUCUCUGGAGUGCCCCGAACGCUCAAUUGCCUGGACGGAAGAAAGGACGUACAUGAGGUAAUCCAGGAGGAGAUUACCGUGGCAGCAGGCCAGCAGCCAGUCAACUGGCAUAUUUCCAAACAUGGUUACGACCCACAUACGGCUGAGGGCACGUGGAUAGUGUCCUUCCUUCAACCCGUAAAGCCCUUUCAGCUUUUUGGAGUGUCGAAACGUGCGCGGAAGGUUGAAAAAUCACGCAAAAUUACACACCACCACGACGGUUGCCAGGGAUAUUGCGAAAUACGUCGCUGCAAUCGGACGUGCCAACCGUGCCGCGAUUAUCAACGACCGGGCUGA
Messenger RNA from Pyricularia oryzae 70-15, 1137 nucleotides. RefSeq lists its product as uncharacterized. The record is from RefSeq and is a predicted model, not a curated record. Bases 1 to 1137 code for a protein of 378 amino acids. Lineage: Eukaryota; Fungi; Ascomycota; Sordariomycetes; Magnaporthales; Pyriculariaceae. The transcript is spliced from 3 exons.